AUGAAGGCGAGAGCACAAAAACCCACAAAAGGACGGUUGGAACAUAAACUUUUGAGAGAUUUUGGAGAAAGAGUUCUUCCACCUGAACGCAUAACCACCGCUACUCGAUCAGUGUAUACUUAUAUUUAUGUUGAAAUACAUCAUUUCAACGCAAUUAGAAACGUUAGUUUAACUAAUUCGUGUCUUGGUAGUGAGUUUCGAACAGAUUGUCUCAUGAACAAAGGAAAAACGAAAGAAAAAGCAAAAGAUUCUGUUGACAAUCAGUGCAAAUUGAGUCCCAAUUAA
Messenger RNA from Clunio marinus, 285 nucleotides. The record is from the annotation of a GenBank genome assembly. NCBI's taxonomy places the organism in Eukaryota, Metazoa, Arthropoda, Insecta, Diptera, Chironomidae.